Cooperia oncophora is the source of this 234-nucleotide messenger RNA. Lineage: Eukaryota; Metazoa; Nematoda; Chromadorea; Rhabditida; Trichostrongylidae. The record is from the annotation of a GenBank genome assembly.
AUGCGACCAGGAGUCGGGAUAAUGAGGAGAAAUGAUACACCUGACUCCACCCAUAAAAUCAACGUAGGUGGCACAUGGACAUGCCGUUCAGUUGUCUACGAUUACAAUUGGCGGAUUUGUGAUAUGUUUGCAGUUGCGACCGCUGUUUCCCCGUUCACUUUAGUCGAGUACGAAGGAAGGGACUAUUUCGAAUAUCAUGGGCCGCUGAUUCCUCCAGUCGGCACGAAUGACUGA